CUUCAGAGCCAUUAAAUUACACCCGUCCCGAACUCCAUGCUGCACCGGUCCCUGCCCUCCUCUCUACUCAACUCUUGUCUCCUUUCUCUUACCUCUCUUCAUCUUAAACUGUUUUAGUGUGCAUACUGAUGUCGAUCGAAGCGCGCAGCGACCAAUACUCGUUAACCUCGCCGUACGGGUACACGCCCGACGCUUGGGUGGGCAUCCUCUUCAUCGUCAUCUUCAGCCUAAGCACAGCAUGCCACUUUGUGCAGGCGAUCUACUAUCGUCUAUGGUUCAUGCUCCCUACCGCCGUUCUCGCCGGCGCAAUCGAAAUCAUCGGCUGGGGUGGCCGCUUAUGGUCCUCGUAUAAUGUCCUGCGGAAUGACCCCUUUCUAAUGCAGAUCGUGUGCACAAUCAUCGCGCCGACGCCGCUUGUGGCCGCGAGCUUCAUCAUUCUCGGGCAGAUUAUUCACAGGCUGGGCCAACAAUACAGUCGGCUUAGUGCCAAGUGGUAUUCCAUUAUCUUUAUUUGCUGCGAUAUCAUCGCCCUCGUAAUCCAAGGAGUUGGAGGUGGCGCCGCAUCUGCCGCUGUAAAUAACUACCAGAGCCCUACUCCGGGCGGUCAUGUCAUGCUCGCUGGUAUUGUAUUUCAACUUGCCUCCAUCUCGUUCUACAUGCUCCUCGCGGUCGAGUUCAUCAUGCGCUACCUGCACGACCGGCCGAUUGGUGGGCGCAUCUGUGUGCAUACGCCGUACACGUUCGACAGCAAGCUCAAGCAGAUGGUAGGUGCGCUUGCGUUUAGCAGCAUCUGCAUAUACAUUCGGUCGUGGUACCGGACGUUCGAGCUCGCAGAUGGAUGGGAUGGCCACAUCAUCACCACACAGCGCUAUUUCGUCAUUCUCGACGGGAUGAUGAUCGCAUUCGCGAUGAUUGCCGUAAACCUGUUUCACCCAGGGCGGUUGCUCGGGCCAUGGCACACAUGGAGAUCAUGGAACGCCUCGGCAGAGGACGAUCGGCGCGAGCAAAAGGCGCAAGAGGAGCCUCAGAGCGGGCGAGAAAGUGCAGGGGAGGGCGAGAUGUGGGAGAUGAAGAAGCAAGGGGUGUGAGUGCCGUUCGUAUGCUAGACUGCACUGGCAAGGCUAGGACAUGCCCCAGACUUAGAUUGCCGUUGUUG
Molecule: messenger RNA, 1156 nt
Organism: Laetiporus sulphureus 93-53
Lineage: Eukaryota; Fungi; Basidiomycota; Agaricomycetes; Polyporales; Laetiporaceae
Product: RTA1-domain-containing protein
Exons: 10
Coding region: 129-1088 (319 amino acids)
Cellular component (GO): fungal-type vacuole; plasma membrane
Source: RefSeq, a predicted model, not a curated record